AUGGCCGAGACUAGCGGUCUCUCGAUCAUCGGCAAAAUUGUCGCAUUUAUUGUGUCAUUUAUAUAUCGCCUUACAGUUCAGUUGGCAGUUGAGUUCCUCAAGUUCUUCAUUCUCUUGGCGAUACUACUGCCCACAUUUUGUGUGUUUGGGUUAGGCUAUGUUUCGUUUGUUACAUGGACCUACGUAACCUACAACAGUUUACCAGCUGCCAUAUGCGCUCUUGGUCUAGGGGCACUGAUGUUUGUGUUAACCGCGAUGGCGAUUCAAUAUCUGGUGAAGGAUGUCCUUUGUUUGACUGACCAACCUCUGUCCCAGCUAGCUGUGAUCUAUGUUAGCUCACUGUUCAGAAAGAAAACAACACGACUGGGAAAGGAUGAUAUAAAUAAGGAUACACCGCAGCAGAAUAUCAGCGUCACUCAUGGGCAUGAAGUUCAACAGGUAAGAAUGCAUAUCCCCACCACCCCCACUCCCCCUUUUUUUUUUCAUGUGGGUUCUGGGACCUCAUUUUUUGUGAGAAGAAGAUCAGACCCAUUUUUUACAUCUUGCAGUCUCAUUUUGCCUUUGCAAAUGUCCGAAAGAAAAAAAAAUUACAUAACUAUAUUUUUGGGUGUACUAGUUGUGCAUGGACCAGUUGCACAAUCCGUGUAG
Candidula unifasciata is the source of this 648-nucleotide messenger RNA. Lineage: Eukaryota; Metazoa; Mollusca; Gastropoda; Stylommatophora; Geomitridae. The record is from the annotation of a GenBank genome assembly.